GAGGAGGACUGAGGGAGGAGGAGGAGAGAGCUGAGUGCGAUCAGAGGCCGUCCUGCUUCGGGGCUUCUCAUGGACUUUCCAGGAGCCUCCAGCCACCACUGCUGGACCGCUGGAGCAUAGGGGGUGGACUGCAUCCUCAGCCUGUGUGUGAUUCCUCCCCUGCUGGCCGUUCCAUAACGAGAUGGUGAUUUUGGGCGCCGAUCUGACGUUCCUGUUUUAAAGGUAACACUGUUAUUGCCCCCAUCUGAGACGCAGAAAAAUCUCGUGUAGAUCCUCUGCCAGCAUCCAAGGAACCGACGCGAAUUGGUGUCUCGAUGCUUUGAUAACAGACACUGCGACUGAUUUGGACUCGUAAAGAUGCCUCAGGAACAGUACGCUCACAGGAGCACUCUCUCCAGCAGCGAGGGACCCCAUGUGUACAAGGUGGGGAUUUACGGCUGGAGGAAGAGAUGCCUGUAUUUCUUCGUCUUGCUUCUAAUGAUCCUUAUCCUGGUGAACCUCGCCAUGACAAUCUGGAUCCUCAAAGUCAUGAACUUUACUAUUGAUGGAAUGGGGAACCUGAGAAUCACAGAAAAGGGUUUAAGGCUGGAGGGAGAUUCUGAGUUCUUAAAACCUCUGUAUGCCAAAGAAAUCCGCUCCAGGCCGGGAAGUCCGUUAUACCUCCAGUCAGAUCGAAAUGUGACCCUAAACAUUCUCAAUGGGGACAUGAAGGCCGUCACUCAAUUAGUGGCAGGAUCAGAAGCUAUAGAAGCAUAUGGGAAACGUUUGGAGGUGAAGUCCAAUAAAGGAAAGUUGCUGUUUUCUGCAGAUGACAACGAGGUGGUCGUUGGAGCAGAUAGAUUGCGGGUUGUAGGUGCAGAAGGCGCCGUGUUCCCCAAAUCCCUAGAAACUCCAUACGUCAAGGCUGAGCCAUUCCACCAUCUAAGGUUGGAGUCUCCGACUCGCUCCUUGGUGAUGGAAGCACCCAAGGGGAUUGAAAUUAAUGCAGAGGCAGGACGUUUGGAAGCAUCAUGCAGGUCGGAUUUACGUCUCGAGUCUACAGAUGGAGAGAUCCUUCUGCAAGCUGCCACGGUGAAGCUCCCACAGCUGCCGCGAGGGUCCUACUCCUCCACGAGCUCCCGCCAGAAAGUCUACGAGAUAUGCGUAUGUCCCAACGGAAGAUUGUUCCUUUCACAAGCGGGCGUUGGAUCCACCUGCCAGAUAAAUACCAGUGUAUGUCUGUGAUAGACUGACCAAACAGAUCACUGGACAAAGAGCAAGACUAUAAACAGACACAGGAAGCCUCAGAAAACAAAAUACGUGUGUGUGUGUGAAUAUAUACAAAUUUAUAUAUAUAUAUAGAUAUAUAUACCGUAUAUAUAUAUCUGUAAAUCUAUUAAUCUCCUGAUGAGGAGAUGUUUCAGUGCCAGAAGCUCAGGGUGAUUGUCAUGUGUCUUCCCUAAUAAGCUUAAUUCUAAAUUUAUUUUCUCAUCAACUAGAAUAAUAGCUGGGUUCAGCCUGGGUUCAAUUACUUGGGAAAUUUCUCAUCCUUACUGAUGGUGCCCAAAGAAAUGUAUAGCUGUGUUCACCCGUCCUACACAAGGGUUUGGUAAGUCUACCACCGAAGCCUUAGCCACGGAACGCUUUUUGUUCAAGAGAAACGUACGCAGCCUGAUUAAAAUAUUAGUAAUUAAUUCCAAUAUUAGUACUUUCCCUGUCUAAGAACAUUGUAAAGAUUGAGAUCGAAUAUCCCAAGGAUAUGACACGUAGCUAGCUGUGUAUUUAUGUCCCCCAUUUUACAGCAGUGGGGCAACUGCCCCCUAGACACUUCUGCCACCCGGGGCAGAAUAAGCCACUGCACAUAGCCAUAGUCGGACAUAGUUACCCUGACUGAUGACGGUCAAAGGGUGGGUUCUACAGAUAAAA
This is a messenger RNA of Spea bombifrons (plains spadefoot toad), 1905 nucleotides long. It is a transcript of the gene SGCD, whose product is annotated as sarcoglycan delta. Bases 358 to 1224 code for a protein of 288 amino acids. NCBI's taxonomy places the organism in Eukaryota, Metazoa, Chordata, Amphibia, Anura, Pelobatidae. Gene Ontology annotation, cellular component: sarcoglycan complex; sarcolemma. The transcript is spliced from 10 exons. Gene Ontology annotation, biological process: cardiac muscle tissue development; heart contraction. The record is from RefSeq and is a predicted model, not a curated record.